UUCAACGCGGACGGUUGUGCGUCGCUCCACGUUUGCGUACUACGAUUCGAGAUUUGCGGUUGUUUUUGCCGAUUCUCAAUGUUAAUUAAUUUGAAUCGUUUUAAAUUUUUUUGUGACCGGCAAGUACUAAUAUUAGCUACGCGUAAAGGACAAAAAAGGAUGAAAGUGUAAGGCUUCUUAGUUCUCACGUGUUUAUUAUCGCCCUUUCAUUUGCGCGGGCAUGUGUUUAUGUGAAUAUGUGUUGUUGAUUUUUUUAACACACUGAUCGAUUAAAUCAAGCAAAAAAAAAUAAUCCGUUUGCAAUUGUAUUUUCAAAAUAUUUCAUUUUUUUCAAGUGGAAGUGUGCUGUUUUACUUAAUUUUGAAAAAUAUAAUAACAAAACAGAAGGAGACGCAAAUAUGAAAAUAGAUAUAACAAGCUGAAAGAAAUUUAAAAAAAAAAAACCGGAUUUCCAGCAACAACAACUUAAUAAGAAGCAGCAUCGAAAGAGAAACAGAGGAAGAUGAAGCAGCAGGCUUUCAGCAUUUAAUUUGUUGUAGUUGUCGCGCACACGCACUGGAAAGCCAGGAGAGAGGAGGAUCAUUGCAGGCAGCUCUCUCUCUUUCUUUCGAAACAAAAAAAAAAAAGAGAAAAAGGAGAAGAUCGUUAGAAAGAGAAUCGACGAUAUAUAAUCGACUUCAUUUCAAGCAGUUAAACCAACAACGGCAACGGACCUCUCGCUAAUUGCAAGCAAAACGGUAGCUGCCAGCGUGGGACAUCUAUCCAAUGUCCACAAUUUAAAUGUGCCUCUGGAGGAACAGAAAAGCAUCCCAGCCGUCAGAAGGAAGUCAGCCAGUCUCCCAGUCAAAAUGGCCCACUCCAAGGUGAUCCUGAAGAUCCUCUUCUCGCUGUGCGUCUGGUCCUUCGUCAUCAUCGGGCUGUUCAAGAUGCACGGCACGAACCUGGUGCCGCAGGAGUACCAGCAAGUGCCGCUCAACGGACGCAUCCUGCUGCAGAAGGACAUGCGGUUUGCGGAAACCACCUCCACGACCACGGAUCACUUUGAUCCCAGUGAGAUCCUGGUGGACAAUCGGACAGCCAUGGACGAUGACCAGCUGGUCCGCGACGUGGAGUCCCGCAUUCCCUCGCUGCCGAUCGCCUACUGGAGCAAGAACAAGAACUUCCUGCAGCAGAAGUCCUCCACCUGCGCGAAGUACCCCUCCAUUUUCGAGCUGGAGUUCAACAACAUCUACUGGCAGACGCUGCGCACCUCGAACGGAACGUUCCAGCUGUUCGGCGCCUACUACGACAUCCGGCGCACAUCCCUGCUGGGGCCGACGGUGCGCAUCCUCGGGAUGAUCGACCGAAUUGAGCCCAAGGUGAAGACCUACUGCCAGUUCUGGUUCGACGGCCAGAAGGAGCCGUUCAUCGUGAAGACGUUCGAGUACAAGUACAUCUGGUACAACAAGUGGGGCAACUACAAGCAGGGCAUCUACCAGCCGUACCUGAUCGCCUGCCAGAUCCCCAAGCCCUUCCACGGCGUGGUGCCCAGCUCGGUGUCGAUGGUGGAGAAGGAGUGCGACACGGCCACCAACAACCUGCGCGUGAUCUACAACCGACCGCCCGACGACCAGAAGAAGGGCUUUGCCGUCUGCGUCAAGGGACUGGACUUUCUCUACGACGACCUGAGCGUGCGCCUGAUCGAGUGGAUCGAGAUGCUCAACAUCCUGGGCGCCGACAAGAUCUACUUCUAUAAUCUCCAGGUCCAUCCCAACAUUACGAAGGUGCUCAACCACUACGAGCAGGAGGGCAAGGUGCAGGUCAUCCCGCUGACACUGCCGGGCGGUCAGCCGAACGUGCCCGGGUUCCAGCACCUGUACCUCACCAAGAAGACGAACCACAAGCGGCAGAACGAGGUGAUCCCCUACAACGACUGCCUGUACAAGAACCUCUACCUGUACGACUACAUUGCAUUGCUCGACAUCGACGAGGUGAUCAUGCCCAAGGGCGGGGCGGUCCUCUGGUCGGAGCUGAUGGACAAGGUGCGGCCGGAGUCGCGCAAGAUCAAGCCGGACGGCUUCCACAGCUACAACUUCCGCAACGUGUACUUCCUGGAUGACCAGCAGCACGAGCACGGCUGGCACAAGGACAUCCCCAAGUACAUGCACAUGCUGCAGCACGUGCACCGCGCCAAGAACUACACCAAGCCGAACCAGUACGUCAAAUGCUUCCACGACCCGGAGCGCGUGCUCACGUUGCACAACCACUUCCCGCUGAGCUGCCUGGGCGGGGUGUGCAAGUCGUACCCGGUGGACACGCAGGACGCCCAGCUGCAGCACUAUCGGGCGGACUGCGUCAAGACGCUGAAGAAGAGCUGCGAGGAGUACCGCGAGCACUCCGUGGAGGACAAGACCAUUUGGAAGUACAAGGACGAGCUGAUCCGACGCACCAUCAAGGCACUGGACACCCUGGGCUUCUUCCGGCGCCAGGGCCUGAACUCCGCCUCGGGAUCGGGCAGCAGCAGCAGCAGCGGACUGGGCGGCGGUGCCACCACCCACUCGACGGAGCGGUGAUUCACACUACUCGGGGCCGGGGCCGGGGGAGGCGGGUGGUCCUGGCCCUGGCAACUGGUCGAGGCAUCCGGCAGCAGCCUCGGCAACGAGGAGUUCUUCGUCUGAGGUGAUCCUAGUACGCCGGAUGUUGGCAUCCAACCCAACCCAACCAGGUUGCUAACCCAAUCCGAACCCAAAACCCGUCCUCUGAUCCCUGAGCUUGGGCUGCGCAGAGUUGAGUUAGUGCGUCCAGAGUUCCCAUCCGAAAACCGCAUAAAACAGGACUCUGUUUUCGAUUCGAAUUCGAUAAAGAAAAACCAGCCACUUGAGUAUAGUUUUUUGAACCUGAUGCUGUAGAAUUGGUAACAUCCAUUUGCUUUGAUCAUCGCCUAAAGAUAAGAGAGAGACUUUUGUAAUUCAAUCGAAAUCGCAGACAAAAACAAUCUUUGAUUGAGCACGGCUAGUGUAUAGAAGAGGCGUAAGUUAGUCGCGGAGUUGGGAGACGUUUUUGAAAUUGUGCCUUUGAACCUGGAUUGUAGUGAGUCCCGUCCCGUCCUUGCCUCACAUCCCCCGCUCCCACAUCCCAAUUAUGUAUUUCCAUUCACAAAAAACAAAGACAGGUCACAAAUUUAAAACGAAAAAAAAAAAAAAAAAGAGAACAGGACCCACAAUAAUGGCCUGAGUUCAUAACAAAACAAGAGAACUAGAGUCGAGGGGAAAAUAAAUCUUUGCAAAGUGAAGGAAACCUAAACUAAGUUCAAGACUGAUGAUGUUUAUUAAGAAUUAAAAAAUCGAAAGAGUGGGAAUUUCAAUCGGAUUUUGUUUUCACAUUCGGAUAAAAUCGAUACUAUUGUUGUUGUAUAGACAAGUAUAGGCCCCUAAAAAUCGCAAGCGAAAAAUAUCACUAAUGCUAAGCAAAACAAAAAAAAAAACAUUUAGGAAAAACAAUUUAACAAGUUUAAAUUGUAAACUGUAAAUAGGAAAAUUGUUAAAGAAGGCGAGACCCUGAAGAAGACGAGGCCCUAAGAAAAACGAAGUAUAUGCAGAUAAGGCCGAUCAAAAUCGGAUUAACUACCAGAAUAAAAUCGAGAAUAUAUAAAUUAAGAGAAGCUGCUCAAACCAAUCUUUUUCUUAUUUUACCCCUGGUUAAAUACCAAGCAUUACCCGAUAUGCAUAUAUUUUUUAACUUGUAUAUACACAUACACCUACACACAACACACACACACCAACACACCAUACACAUUUCCUAAUGUAUUCUAUUUAAUUUUUGAAUAGCAGCUAAGUCAAAUUGUUCUUGAAGCUAAAGAGAGUCGUGUACAGUUUUGGAAACUAUGCACCCAUUAAAACUAUUCGAUAGUUAACCGACUAUUCAUAACACAAAUCAUAUACAUAUACAUAUAGAUAAAGACAUACAGAUGCAGAUACAUAAACAGAUACAGAUACAGUUGUGGGUGUAUUAAUGUUAGUUAGGUGAUAAGAACAACCCGUGUGAAGGAAAUCCCAUAUUCUUCCCUAAUUUUUUUUGAGUAGCUAAUAAAACACAAUUGAUAUGAGAACAAAGUGAUUGAGGAAUAAAAUAAAAAAAUACGAUAUAA
Messenger RNA from Drosophila ficusphila, 4126 nucleotides. RefSeq lists its product as uncharacterized. The transcript is spliced from 6 exons. The coding region runs from base 849 to 2552 and encodes 567 amino acids. The record is from RefSeq and is a predicted model, not a curated record. NCBI's taxonomy places the organism in Eukaryota, Metazoa, Arthropoda, Insecta, Diptera, Drosophilidae.